Molecule: messenger RNA, 1357 nt
Organism: Aricia agestis (brown argus)
Lineage: Eukaryota; Metazoa; Arthropoda; Insecta; Lepidoptera; Lycaenidae
Product: prisilkin-39-like
Exons: 6
Coding region: 82-1305 (407 amino acids)
Source: RefSeq, a predicted model, not a curated record
CACCGUGCGCAGGGGUAUCGCAUUAAAAAAAACAAAAUGCCAAAUAGUUUUUGAAUUCGUUCCAAAUUUGAAUUGUGAAAGAUGAAAGUGACAUUACUUUUGGUACUUUUAACUAUAGUGAUCUCCUGCACGGCACAAUCCAAAGAUGGCGGCACCGUGCUCUCCUCAGUGCUGAGACCGGAGCGCCAGAGCCGCUACUAUGACCGGUACGAGGACAGGCGCUGCGGCCGGUGUGAUGAUGAUGAGGACGACGACGACGACGACGAUGAUAGGGGUAGAGACGACGACAGACGGUCCAACAAACCAACCUACGGUAGCAGAAGCGACAGAAACAAGUACGACGACAACUACGACGAUGACAAGAAGAAGAACGGGACGGAAGAUGGUGAGGGAGAUAGAAACAGGUCCAGGAAGCGAAACAAGAAUAGACAUAGAUACGACGACAGAGACAGAUAUAGACUGGACUACUACGACAGGUUCCUGAGGGACCCUUACAGGGGACGAUACGAUCGGCCGCAAGUUCCGUACUCGAGGGGCUACGAUUACGACCGGUACGACGAUUUCGGUCGGAGCGACGACUAUAGAAGACCGUACGACGAUCGGUACGAUAGAUACGGCGGGUAUGGACCGGGGGUGGGCAGAGGAGCUCAUGAUAGUUUCAGGCCGUGGGACGAGACGUACCGCGGGCAGUCGGGGUGGGACGACGGCGGGCGAGGGUACUACUUCGCGUCCGGACGACCGGACAACACCCCCUGGGCCGCUAGGGACUACUCCAGACCAGUAUCUGGAUGGCAAAGCUCCUACCGAGAUCCUGGAUAUUCUAGCGGGUACGGUUCCGGGGGAUAUGCACCUGGGUAUGGAAGUUCUGGUGGAUACGGGGGCUCUGCUGGAUAUGGGGGUUCUGCUGGAUAUGGGGGCUCUGCUGCGUAUGGGGGCUCUGCCGGGUAUGGUGGUUCUGCUGGAUACGGGGGUUCUGCUGCGUAUGGGGGCUCUGCCGGGUAUGGAGCUUCGUAUGCUGGAAGUCCGGCUGGUGGAUACGGCAGCCAAUACGGUAGUUCCGGCUACGGUGGUUACUCCAGGAGCGGGUAUGGAGAUGCUUCACGGUACGAGCCGUACUCCAGCGGCUGGCGGAGCGUCGGGUACACCAGCAGGCCGUAUAGGGAUCAGAGCGGUGUAGCACAGCUGGACUCCAGAACACCAGACCGCAGCCAGAGCUACUCCAGCAGCACAACUCCCGGCACCAGCUACCUGUUCCAGAGGGAGGACGAGCAUGUCACCAAAGACGCCACGGACACUUCGACGUAGAUUAUUAUAUAUGAAUAGGCCAUAGUUACAUUACUUUCAGAGUAACAUAACA